GAUUACCUUUGUCCGUGUAAACGCAACUAUUGUUUAAUAAUGUUUAUGCCUCCAGUUGCUCUGGAGUGGAGAGCAAAAUGAUUCUCUGUUGAUGAACUGAUGCAAAACUGAGGAAUUCUGGGAGUCUACAGACCAGCUGAAGGUCAGAUGACGGCCACUCCUCUUCAGUUUUACUGGCUGCUGGGUCACCUGGUGGUAAAUCCUCCAUGAAACACAGAAGGAUGAAGGUUCAAAGGAACUAAUGACUUGUUUGGAGGCAGUGGUCUUCAUGGAUCUCAACAUGUUUGUCAUUUAUUUAGAGUUUCUCCAAACAUUUCAGGUUUACAGCAUGAACUUCAUGGAUUCUCUGAAACAGACAUUUCAUCUGAACUUAACUUCAGAUUAACCUCCAGUUUCUCCUAAAUGUCAGUCAUAAACUCUGCCUGUCAACCUUCUACAAUCACCCAACUAUUAUUUCCCAACUUCCUGUACCAAGCGAAACUCAAUAUUACUCCUGGUUAAACCUACUGGGCUAAACAGAAACAAAUAAAUCAAUAUACAUCUGAACAUCUGAAGUACAUAAAGAAUGACCACGGUCUGAUAGAAACAAAACAUGGUGAACACCUAUAAAGCUAGUAGCACAAAAUAAAGUCUUACUCAGUGGCCUUGUAGUAUAGUGUCCCCCCUGAGACUGGAAGGUCAUGAGCCCUGAGAGGGCCUGCGACAUCAUUGUGGCAUGUGUAGUUCUCCAUACUAUUGCCAUAUUUAGAGGGUAACAACACCCUGCCCUACACAUACAAGACCCAGAGGAAGACCCCAACCACCCUCCAGAUUUCCAGGAUGGAAGGGUGGUCCGAGACCUUAUAUGCCACCAUUCAUUCUCAGAUUGAAUCAACCACCACAACAAGAAGAAAAAAGAUAAACAAAAAAAGAAUCCCACAAUCAAUAAAUUCAAGUCACAAUUUAUUUGGUCGUCCUCAUUUCCUACAAAUUGAAAAGCAAGAGUAAGAAUUCAAUAUUCAUCCAAAACCUUUAUAGAAUUCACCAAUCACAAUAUACACCAUACCUGUAGCUUGUGUUUUAGGAUCUCAAUUUCCAGAUCUGACUUAAGGAUCUGUCGAUCUAAGUAGGACAUCUCUUUAUCAGUUUUCUCAAUUUGUUUAAUAAGAUGAAGUCUAUAUAACUCCUUAACUGGUAACUGAAAAUACAGUAAUGUGGGGUUAAAUCCUGUUCAUUCAACAUGAAUUCCAUAGAAUAACACUCUGGCAUUUACUGUACGUCACUGAACUGUGUUCAUCCGUGCAGAGGAGUUUGAUGGACCUUCCACCUCCUCCUCCUCCUUCUCAUCCUGUGGCGGUUGUUCCUCCACACUCUGGAGGGUGGGGACGGGGGGAGGACAAGAAUAGGUUAGUCGAGUUGAUCAAAUCCUGCAGAACCAUUCAGGAGAAAGGCUGAAGCUGAUUGGUCCAAUGCACAACCCAGUUAAAAAUCAACACAACAUGAGGAAGUGAUGUGUUCUCAAAGCAAACCAGAAGAGGAAGGAGCAGAAUCACUGGUCUUAGCUGCAGCUGCAUUCACAUGGUGAAGGAGGAAGGUGUGUGUGAGCUGAUGUGGGUCCAGUGAAUCCAACAGCAUGGAUCAGUGGGAGGAACCACAGGAGGGAGCCCCUCCCUCUAAAAGCAGAGAUGGUAACCAUGACAACCAGAGCAAAGCUCAGAGAGGUCAACAGGUCACACAGAGAGUCCAGUCUGCAGCCUCCAGCUGUGGAUCCAUGAAGAGUGACCGGUCCAGAUAUGAUCCUCCAGACUUCAGAACUGAACCAGGACCUUCAGACUCACAACUGGACCAGCAGAGCUCAGAGACUCCCAGUGGUCCGUCUGUCCAGCAGCAUCAAACACAGCUGGACUCCAUCUUUCUGCUGCUGGAGGACAACAUUGUCACUUUUGUCAAGAAGGAGCUGAAGAAGAUCCAGAAGCUUCUGAGUCACAGGGAGGAAGAGGAGGAAGAGGAGGAGCUGGAGGAUGAAGAUGAAGAGCAGAGGAGCAGCAGAGAGUCUCUGAUGAAGAUCACAGUGAACUUCCUGAGGAGAAUGAAUCAGGAGGAGCUGGCUGAUGGUCUGCAGAGCAGAUCUUCUGCUGCAGUUUGUCGACAUGAAGUCCAAUCUGGUCUGAAGAAGAAGUUCCAGUGUUUGUUUGAGGGGAUGACUAAAGCAGGAAACCCAACCCUUCUGAAUGAGAUCUACACAGAGCUCUUCAUCACAGAGGGAGGAAGAGGAGAGCUGAAUGAAGAACAUGAGGUCAGACAGAUUGAAGCAGCAUCCAGGAAAGCAGACAGAGCAGAAACAAGCAUCAGACAAGAAGAGCUCUUCCAACUCCCAGCUGGAAGACAAGAACCAAUCAGAACCGUGAUGACUAAGGGAGUGGCUGGCAUCGGGAAAACAGUCUUAACACAGAAGUUCACUCUGGACUGGGCUGAAGGCAAAGCCCACCAGAACCUCCACUUCACAUUUCCAUUCACUUUCAGAGAGCUGAAUGUGCUGAAAGAGGAGAAGUUCAGCUUGGUGGAACUUGUUCAUCACUUCUUCCCUGAAACCAAACAAGCAGGAAUCUGCAGCUUUGAAGACUUCCAGGUCCUCUUCAUCUUUGAUGGUCUGGAUGAGUGUCGACUUCCUCUGGACUUCCACAAGACUCAGAUCCUAAAUGACCCUAGAAAGUCCACCUCAGUGGCUAAUCUGCUGACAAACCUCAUCAGGGGGAACCUGCUUCCCUCUGCUCUCCUCUGGAUAACCACACGACCUGCAGCAGCCAAUCAGAUCCCUGCUGAGUGUGUUGACAUGGUGACAGAGGUCAGAGGGUUCAAUGAUCCCCAGAAGGAGGAGUACUUCAGGAAGAGGUUCAGAGAUGAAGAGCAGGCCAGCAGGAUCAUCUCCCACAUCCAGAGAUCCAGAAGCCUCCACAUCAUGUGCCGAAUCCCAGUCUUCUGCUGGAUCACUGCUACAGUUCUGGAGGAUCUGCUGAAGAGCAGAGAGGGAGGAGAGCUGCCCAAGAGCCUGACUGACAUGUACAUCCACUUCCUGGUGGUUCAGGCCAAAGUCAAGAAGGUCAAGUAUGAUGGAGGAGCUGAGACAGAUCCUCACUGGAGUCCAGAGAGCAGGAAGAUGAUGGAUUCUCUGGGAAAACUGGCUUUUGAGCAGCUGCAGAAAGGAAACCUGAUCUUCUAUGAAUCCGACCUGACAGAGUGUGGCAUCGAUAUCAGAGCAGCCUCAGUGUACUCAGGAGUGUUCACACAGAUCUUUAGAGAGGAGAGAGGCCUGUACCAGGACGUGGUCUUCUGCUUCAUCCAUCUGAGUGUUCAGGAGUUUCUGGCUGCUCUUCAUGUCCACCGGACCUUCAUCACCUCUGGACUCAACCUUAUGGAGGAAGAACGAUCACAGAAGAAAAGAUCCCUAAUGACUCUCAAACUGAAACAAUAUAGUCCAGUCCAGUUCUACCAGAGUGCUGUGGAGAAGGCCUUACAGAGUCCAAACGGACACCUGGACUUGUUCCUCCGCUUCCUCCUGGGUCUUUCAUUGCAGACCAAUCGGAGUCUCCUACAAGGUCUGCUGACUCAGACAGGAAGUAGCUCGCAGACCAAUCAGGAAACAGUUCAGUUCAUCAAGAAGAAGAUCAGUGAGGAUCUGUCUGCAGAGAAAAGCAUCAACCUGUUCCACUGUCUGAAUGAACUGAAUGAUGGUUCUCUAGUGGAGGAGAUCCAACAGUUCCUGAGGUCAGGACGUCUCUCCACAGAUAAACUGUCUCCUGAUCAGUGGUCUGCUCUGGUCUUCAUCUUACUGUCAUCAGAAGAAGAUCUGGAAGAGUUUAACCUGGAGAAAUUCUCUCCUUCAGAGGAGGUUCUUCUGAGGCUGCUGCCAGUGAUCAAAGCCUCCAACAAAGCUCUACUGAGACACUCGAAGCUGUCAGAGAGAAGCUGUGCAGCUCUGUCCCCAAUUCUCAGCUCUCAGUCCUCCAGACUCAGAGUUCUGGACCUGAGUUUCAACGACCUGGAGGAUUUAGGAGUGAAGCUUCUGUCUGCUGGACUAAAGAGUCCAGACUGUAAACUGGAGAGUCUCAGGUUAAUGAGAUGCAGUUUGUCAGAUAUCAGCUGUGAAGCUCUGGUCUCAGCUCUGAAGGAAAACCCGUCCCAUCUGACAGAACUGGACCUGGGCGACAACAACCUGGAGCAUUCAGGAGUUCUUUAUCUGUGUGGUUUUCUGAAGAGUCCACACUGUAGACUGCAGACUCUGAGGUUGAGCAGCUGCAGAUUGUCAGAGUACAGCUGUGAAGAUCUAGUCUCUGCUCUGAAGAAAAAUCCGUCCAAUCUAACAGAACUGGACCUGAGCGACAACGAGGACCUGCAGGAUCCAGGAGUUCUUCAUCUGUGUGGUUUUCUGGAGAGUCCAGACUGUAGACUGCAGACUCUGAGGUUGGAGUGCGGCAGUUUGUCAGAGAUCAGCUGUGUAGCUCUGGUCUCAGCUCUGAAGAAUAACCCAUCUAAUCUGACGGAACUGGACUUGAGCUGGAAUGACCUGGAGCAUUCAGGAUUUCUUCAUCUCUGUGAUUUUCUGGAGAGUCCAGGCUGCAGACUGCAGACUCUGAGGUUGAGGGGCUGCAGUUUGUCAGAGACUGGCUGUGAUGCUCUGGCCUCAGCUCUGAAGUCCAACACAUCCCACCUGACAGAACUGGACCUGAUGUUCAACUUCCUUGAUGAUUCAGAAGUUCAGCAGCUCCAGGAUCUGGUGGAGAGUCCAAACUCCAAACUGCAGACUCUGAGGUGGGGUAACUAAAGCGUCUGAUGUUCCUCCUGGAGGAGCAGAGAGGAGCAGCAGCAGCAGCUGGUCUGCAGAGAUGUUGUGACUGGACGGUGUUCCUGGGAGGUGGAGAGCAGAGUGAUGGAGGAAUCAGAGGAAGUGGAGAUGAGUGUCAGAGCUGCAGCAGGAACUGAUCUGAGAUCAGCUCCACUGUCUCUCUCAGCAUCAAGUGGACAGUUAUUGUGCUGCAGCUCCCCCGGUGGACUGAUGGAGAACUGCACGUCCUCUUCUCAUUCUAACUUGGAGUGUUGAUCUGAAACAUGGGUUGGAUUCAGAUGUUCAGCAGCUCCAGGAUCUGGAGAAAAACAGACCUGCAGACAAACAGAUUAUUUUCUAGAUCAUCACUUUCUUCUUUGAUCUACAUUUGAUGGACAGAUGUGAGUUUGGGAUGGACCAAUCAGGGAUUGAGGGAAUCAUUGAUCAGACAGAACAUUUCUGGAUGACAUAGAUCUAUGUGUGGGUCAGGGGAAAACACAGUCAGGCGUUGGAUCCUGGUUCUGUCUCUGGAACAGGGACAGAACCAGAACUUUGGAUCACUAGAUUCUGGUUCCUGAUGUUUCACACUUGAUUUCUGUUCUCCAGAAACUCUCAUUGACAAACAAACACAGAGUUUCAUUCAGAAAACUCCAACAUGGUCAUGUGACCAGAAUGUUCAUAGUGGAGACACGGACAAACGCUGUGGUCACAUGACUCACUGGUUUGGAUUCAAGUCCUUUGAAGUCAGUUUUUGGAGCAGAACUCCCGUCUGAUCUCAGUUAGUGAACAAAAGUCUCUCAGUUGAAUCAUUUUUCUAUCAUCUCUGUUCUGUUGAUGAUCAAAUAUUGACUCAUGCAGUUUAAAAGACUGAGUUUUGCUUUGAUUGAUGUUUUCCACAGUUUUCUGACUGAACUUUCUUUUUCUUUGGUGUUUUGAGGGUAAAACUCUGUUCUUUUUCAUGCUGACAGCAUUUUUAGCUGCAGUUUUAAAGAAGUUUCAUCUAAAUCCAGUAGAAUCUCCUCAUUUUCUAGAAUAUCUAAACUAGUAGAAACUUUCUGAGCAUAAAGCCUGUUUUCUCCAGAGGACAUGAAUGAACAGAGUGGAUUUUAGUGAGGAACGACAGCCUCUGGAUGCAGAGAAUCACUUUGAUGCAGCUGCUGCAACAACACCAACUGCAUUAAAGCAGGAGGAAGAAGGGAGACACAUGCUGGCUGUUUGCAGAACUGCAUCUCAGUGUCAAAAGGCUUCAAACUGAAAACUGUCUAUAAAAUUCCUGCUGCCUGUUUGGAUCUAAUAAAUGCUCUUUUGAAUCAA
Messenger RNA from Oryzias latipes (Japanese medaka), 6115 nucleotides. The record is from RefSeq and is a predicted model, not a curated record. Lineage: Eukaryota; Metazoa; Chordata; Actinopteri; Beloniformes; Adrianichthyidae.